Molecule: messenger RNA, 2863 nt
Organism: Musca domestica (house fly)
Lineage: Eukaryota; Metazoa; Arthropoda; Insecta; Diptera; Muscidae
Gene: fred
Product: hemicentin-1
Exons: 3
Coding region: 87-2738 (883 amino acids)
Biological process (GO): cell-cell adhesion
Cellular component (GO): cell-cell junction
Molecular function (GO): cell adhesion molecule binding
Source: RefSeq, a predicted model, not a curated record
CCCGCGUAGAUGUUGGCCCUCAGAAUCCCCUACGCGUCGAACGUGAUCAUGUUGCCAAGCUGGAUUGCCGUGUUGAUGCCAAACCCAUGGUGUCAAAUGUACGAUGGACCCGUAAUGGUCAAUAUGUUAGUACAACUCCCACACAUACCAUUUAUCGGGUUAGUCGUCAUCAUGCCGGCAAAUACACCUGUACCGCUGACAAUGGUUUAGGGAAGACAGGUGAGAAAGAUCUCAUCCUCGAUGUUCUAUAUCCACCAAUUGUGGUGAUAGAAACGAAGACACACGAAGCGGAGGAAGGUGAAACAGUCGUGGUUCGAUGUAAUGUCACUGCGAAUCCACCACCAGUCACUAUUGAAUGGCUGAAGGAGGGAGCACCAGAUUUUCGUUUCAAUGGGGAACUCCUUUCGUUGGUUUCGGUGCGAGCAGAGCAUGCUGGCAAUUAUAUCUGCAGAGCGGUGAACCUUAUGCAACCGUAUGGUUCGAAGAGAGUUGAAGGUGUUGGAAAUUCAACAGUGGCAUUAUUGGUGCGUCAUCGUCCCGGACAGGCAUACAUUACGCCCAACAAACCAGUGGUUCACGUAGGUAAUGGUGUCACUCUCAGUUGUUCGGCCAGUCCGCCUGGUUGGCCUGUGCCGCAAUAUCGUUGGUUCCGAGAUAUGGACGGGGAAUUUACCAACACUCAGAAGAUUCUGGCUCAGGGGCCUCAGUACUCAAUACCAAAGGCACAUUUGGGUAGUGAAGGAAAAUAUCACUGUCAUGCCGUCAAUGAACUUGGAAUGGGAAAAAUGGCUACCAUCACCUUGGAAGUGCAUCAGCCACCUCAAUUCAUUGCCAAACUGCAGCAACAUAUGACGCGGCGUGUUGGCGAUGUUGACUAUGCGGUUACAUGCAGUGCCAAAGCCAAACCCAUACCCAUUAUACGAUGGAUCAAGGAUGGAACGGAGGUGCUGCCUGGUCGAAAAAUGUACGACAUACGCACCACCCCCACAGAGACAGCAAAUGGUGUGGUCACCGUUCAAAGUAUAUUGAAAUUUAGAGGAAAAGGUCGACCUAAUGGCAACCAGUUGGUGCCCUCCGAUCGUGGUCUCUAUACAUGUCUCUAUGAGAACGAAGUGAAUUCCGCCAACUCGAGUAUGCAUUUGCGCAUUGAACACGAACCCAUAGUGUUGCAUCAAUACAACAAAGUCGCCUACGAUGUGCGAGAAUCGGCUGAGGUUCAGUGUAAAGUUCAAGCUUACCCAAAGCCGGAAUUUCAAUGGCAAUUCGGCAAUAAUCCAUCGCCUCUUACCAUGUCCUCAGAUGGUCACUACGAAAUCAGUACCAGAGUGGAUAACAAUGACAUCUACACCUCUAUUCUGAGAAUAAAUCAUCUCUCCCAUUCGGAUUAUGGUGACUAUUCAUGUCGAGCCGUCAAUCCUCUGGAUACAAUUCGGACGCAAAUACGACUACAACCCAAGGGACCACCGGAGAGACCAACAUCUUUGAAAGUCUUGGAAACCUCUCACAACUUUGUCAUACUCAGCUGGAUUCCGGGCUUCAAUGGAGGUAUGAGCAACACAAAGUAUUUGGUAACAUACAGGCGGGUGCCCACACCCAAGGAACAGCUCUUAUCCGACUGUAAUGCUGCCUACACCUAUGCGUCCACAGGCGGCAUGAGUUCACCCGAAUGGAUGGAGUUCGAUUGUUUCCGGGAAAAUCCCUGUAAAGUUGCACCACUCGAUCAACAUCAAAGUUACAUGUUCAAGAUUUAUGCCUUGAAUGCCAAAGGCAGUUCCGGCUACUCCAAUGAAAUGCAGGCCACCACAAAAGUGAGCAAAAUACCGCCGCCCCUACAUGUCACCUAUGACCCCAAUUCACAUGUGGUGGGCAUUAACGUGGCCGCCACAUGUUUGUCUCUAAUUGCAAUUGUCGAAUCGUUGGUGAACCGUGAAUCGCCCAUGGCCACGUGGGAAAUAGUGGACACGGUUUCUUUGCUGCCAUCAGGCGCCGAACCCACCUUCAAAGAGACCACGAUUAAUCAUAUAACUCAAAGAGCCCAUUACUCAGUAUCGGGUCACAGAACAACGAUGGGACGGGCUGAGGACAUGACAUUAGCUCUCGCUGAGAAUAAACAACCGAGUCCAGCGGUGCGUGUUAAAUUAUGUUUGCUCUCGAACCACAACCACUGCGGCGAAUAUGCGAACGCUGAAAUUGGAAAGUCAUAUCUGCCCGAGACGUCAGCUUUCACAACAUCUGCUAUUGUGGGCAUAGUUAUAGCGUCCGUAGCCUUUUUACUUUUUGCUGCAUUCACGAUAAUGCUGUGUCGCUGCAGGCGCUCUGCAGCCACAGCUACAAAGAAGUCAGCAAAUACAGCUGCCAAAGAAUAUGACCUAGAUUCGGGACGGCCAUCGAUUGUGGCCCAAACCAGUGGCCAACAGCAGCAGCCGCCACCACCACCAUACUAUCCCACAGGCAGCUUAGAUAGUAAAACACUUGAUGCACACGCCAUGGAAUUGACACUAACUGCCGUCCACGAUCCCGAGGACCAGAUGCACCAUCAGCAGCAACAGCAACAACAUCAUCAGCAACAACAGCAGCAGUGUUCCACCACUGGACAAAAGUCGUCGACGAACUCGUCGCUGUAUGGGACCCAGAACGGUUAUGGUUAUCACAUGACAAGUGCCAUCGGUGUUGAAGGGGACAGCUAUCAAGUGAUACCAUCGUCCGGCCUACACACAUUAUCGGGCGGUCCAGAGUGACUAUUCGAUUUGAAUACAAAAACGUCAACGUUGUCGGCAGCGGCAACACUCAAUAAACAACAAUCGGCCAAGAACCAGCUACAACAACAACAGCAGCAGCAACAACAGCAACCCACCAAUAAUGC